Messenger RNA from Condylura cristata (star-nosed mole), 885 nucleotides. RefSeq names its product breast carcinoma amplified sequence 2 (gene BCAS2). NCBI's taxonomy places the organism in Eukaryota, Metazoa, Chordata, Mammalia, Eulipotyphla, Talpidae. Gene Ontology annotation, cellular component: precatalytic spliceosome; Prp19 complex; catalytic step 2 spliceosome. The record is from RefSeq and is a predicted model, not a curated record. The transcript has 7 exons. Gene Ontology annotation, biological process: mRNA processing. Bases 38 to 715 code for a protein of 225 amino acids.
CGCCUGCGCAGCUCACCACUCUCCGGCCAACCUGAAUAUGGCGGGCACGGGCUUGGUGGCUGGAGAGGUGGUGGUGGAUGCGCUCCCCUAUUUUGACCAAGGCUAUGAAGCGCCCGGCGUGCGGGAAGCGGCUGCGGCGUUGGUGGAGGAGGAAACUCGCAGAUACCGACCAACUAAGAACUACCUGAGCUACCUGACAGCUCCCGAUUAUUCUGCUUUUGAAACUGACAUAAUGAGAAAUGAGUUUGAGAGACUGGCUGCUCGACAACCAAUUGAAUUGCUCAGCAUGAAGCGGUAUGAACUUCCAGCCCCUUCCUCAGGACAGAAAAAUGAUAUUACUGCUUGGCAAGAAUGUGUAAACAAUUCUAUGGCUCAGUUAGAGCAUCAAGCAGUGAGAAUUGAGAAUCUGGAACUAAUGUCACAGCAUGGAUGCAAUGCCUGGAAAGUAUACAAUGAAAAUCUGGUUCAUAUGAUUGAGCAUGCACAGAAAGAGCUCCAGAAAUUAAGGAAACACAUUCAGGAUUUAAACUGGCAGCGAAAGAACAUGCAGCUCACAGCUGGAUCUAAAUUGAGAGAAAUGGAGUCAAAUUGGGUCUCCCUGGUCAGUAAGAAUUAUGAGAUUGAAAGGACGAUUGUGCAAUUAGAAAAUGAAGUCUUUCAGAUGAAGCAGCAACACGGAGAGGCAAACAAAGAAAACAUCCGGCAGGACUUCUGAGAGCCGCUCAGCCUGGUGACAGGUGAGAGGAAGCGAGCCAGGCUGCGCAGGCCGGAAGGACAGCUGCAUUAUGGACCACUGCAGUGCUGCGUGCUAGGCGCCGCAGAGUCUGAACUGUUACGUUCCGAGUUCUGUUUGUGUAUUUACCAAAUAAAAACAUUUCGACUGGA